CAUGCCAUAGGAAUAACCUCUCAAUAUGACUUCCAAUAUGCCAGUACAAAACAUCACAGAAAAAAAAAAAAACUUUAAAAACGCAGAAAAAAGUGUGUGAAUAAGUGGAUGUAUGGACUGUGUUGGCAUGCUAUAUACGUCCAUUAGUGGUCUCCAGCCUGCGGCUCCCAGUAUGCCCGGACAGCCAACACGAUGGGAGUUGUAGUUAAACAGCUGGAAGGCCAGAGUUUGGUGCUCAGUAAUGGAGGAGGCGCUCGCUCGUUGUCUCUUAUAGUAUUGUAUAGCUGCAGCGGUAAAGCCUCAGCCUGGUGUCCUACAGAUGACCCUGGCGGCCGCUGCUCUUGUAAGAGCUGCACCCCGGGUCGGGGAGGGUUAAGUUUGGAAGGCCAGGGACCGCUGUUGACAUCCGUGGCCUCCCGGCUGCUUGCGUCAGGCAGGGGGUGGCCCCGCUGUAGAUACUGUUGCUAUGGAGAGAUAGCGGGGGAGGAUUCCUAGGUUCCCUAAGCCUGACAGAGAUUACUUCUGACCGAGGCUCCUAACGCGAUGUGGCGGAGCGCUCCCGGGCUGGCGCGGGGUGACCCGUCCUCGGCUGUUCGGGAAGAAGGAGCAGUUCACAGACCUUAGUGUUGGCCAUCCUUCUGCACCAGGAAGAUCUGUCAGCUUCUGGCCAGACAGGGGGGCUCCCGCAAGGUCGAGACCUGAGGAGCCAAUGACAUGGAGGCGACGCUGGCUUCUGGACAGCACUCCAGGCCGUAGUCUCAGUACUGAAGGUAGUCGCAGAUGUGGCAGGCUGGCAGCAUCUUCAAAAAGGCACCGGUGGAUAAAAUAGAAGAAGCACAAAAAAAGUUGAACAGCCCCAAGGAACCCAUAAAAGAAAUAGUUGCUGUUGGUUCCCGAAGUUGCUUUGAUACUGUUAAAGGUGUCAAGAGGAAAAAAAUUGUCACAGAUAAUCAUUUAAAGAAAAUACCGAAGUCUCCUCUAAGGAAUAUUUCUAAGGAGAAGCAGAAGCAUGAUAUAGAAGUCAGCACAUCACAAAGCGCUGGUACAUCAGGAUCUAGUCUCUCAAAAGACAAGGAACCUAUUCAGUUCCAUAAGCAAAACUGCAAGGAAGGCAUAGGGACUGGGCUCAACAAUCAGCCUGCAAAGUCUGGCAUUUCAAUGCAAGCUAGAAAACUUUCUGUUCCACCAGACUUAUGUAACGGAAGAAGUGAAAACUACAACUUUGGUAGCAAAAUGACUUUAUUAAAGGAAAAUUCAACUUCCAGUUCAAUACUUUUAAAUAUGAAAAGUGCAAAUAUUGACUCUGAGAGUAUCAAUAAGCAGUAUGUGUGUGAAAAUUCAGCUUUUGAUGUCUUAUUAAAGGCUAUGGAGCCAGAACUCAACACAUUAAGUCAGUCUAGGGCUCCAUGUGGUACUCAGACUGAAAAACAAGGACAUAAGAGUGAAGCACCUUCAGUUACAUAUUCCCCUUCAAGUCCAUCAUCAUCUUCUGAAAGGGAAGCAAGUGCUAGGUAUUUCCGUCAUCAUCGCAUUGCUAAUUAUGGUCAACCAUGUACAUCAGCCAAGGUUUCCACACGCACCCAGGUUCAUUCAGGUAGUGAGGAAGAACAAUUUCAAAAACAGCAACCUACUACUACUACCUGUCACAAUUACUCUAGUAUUCUGGACAUCACCAAACAAGUUUACCAUGUAGCCGCAACUUCUUCAACAGUAAAUCCUUCUUCUGCAGUAACUCAGGUUCUUUCAUUGCCAGGAAGUUCUUCUAUAGCUAAUUCUUCAAAUGUCUCUUUAAAUAACACAUAUAGUGUAACUCAAGUAGCUUCACUUAUCACAGGGGAGCAAAUGUGCAAUAUUGUUUUGAAGGAUCAAAAACCUAAAAAACAAGGUAAAUAUAUAUGUGAAUAUUGUAACAGGGCUUGUGCAAAACCCAGUGUCCUCCUUAAACACAUUCGUUCACAUACUGGGGAACGCCCAUACCCAUGUGUAACAUGUGGAUUUUCAUUCAAGACGAAAAGCAAUCUGUACAAGCACAAAAAGUCUCAUGCGCAUGCUAUUAAGCUUGGACUGGGGGUACGUACAGACAGUGGAGAUAUGCUACUUUCACAAGAUUCUGAAAAAGCACUUUUUAUUAGUUCAGAUGUAGAUGAAAGUGGAGAAAGUGAUGAAGAGUAUACAUCAGAGGAAAGACAAGAAGAUCAAAAUCUUCCUGGUCUUGAGUACCCAGAAAGUGUAAAAAUGUCAUCCGAGACUGGCACCGUUAAACAGAAAGAAGGACGGUCUUCCUCAAAUAGCCCUGUAGCAAUGUUACAAGAUGGCAGUUUGCAAGAGAAACAUACUGAAGUAAAACUAGCAGAAUUACCAAAACUUGUUGUAUAUCCAGUUAGUGUUUCUCCCUUAAGAGCUGACAGCCCUAAAGUUUUAGAGUCUACUUCUGAACAGUUCAUAGCACAAAUGCUGGAACUAAAAAUAAAAAACAAGACUCCAAAUCUUUUGCGAAUGUGCUCAUUAAGUGAAGUAGAGCAAUCAUCUCAUAAAAUGUGUGAACUAAUUGAAGCCGAAAAACAGCCAACUAACAUAAAUGCCCAUGCACAGCUGCAGAGGCAGCAAGCUACAGAUUGCUCCCAAGAGCAACAGAGCAAAUGUCUUUUAAGCCCUAGAAGUCUGGGAAGCACAGACUCUGGUUAUUUCUCCCGGUCAGAGAGUGCAGAUCAAGCUAUGGCCUCACCAUCCCCUUUCAUAAAACUUCCCUCUUCUGAGAAAGACUUUUCAAAAAAUGUAACCUCUUUGGCGCAAACAAAUAUUACAGGCACUGUUUUGGUACAACCAUGUAUUGAGAAGCUGCCUGUUGCUGCAGGAAUAAUGAGGCCACCGCUGGGAACAAAAACUCUUGAAGAGCGUAUUUCAAAGUUAAUCUCGGACAACAAAGCUGUAGUUGAUGACAAACAGUUAGACAGUGUGAAGCCAAGGCGGACAUCGUUGUCCAGAAGAGGCAGCAUAGAUUCACCAAAGUCUUAUAUAUUCAAAGAUUCCUUCCAGUUUGAUCUAAAACCUGCAGGAAGGCGUACUAGCUCGAGUUCAGAUAUACCAAAGUCCCCAUUCACUCCAACUGAAAAAUCUAAGCAAGUUUUUUUUCUUUCUGUUCCUUCACAAUAUCCUUCUAUUGACUGUUUGCCAAUAACAAGAAGCAAUUCAAUGCCCACAACUGGGUAUUCAGCCAUUCCACCAGUAAUCCCAGCUUCUCAUCCUCUCAGAGUGAGUCAGUCGUUUGAUGACAAAAUAGGUUCUCUUUGUGAUGAUGUAUUUGUUUCAGGACCAUCUACUCCCCAUCAUACAGUCCAUCCUCGUACACUUGUUAGACAGACUGCUGUUGAAGACUCAACCACUGAACACUGUGGUUUGGGACCUGCACGGUCUGUUGAUGAAAGUUAUUCUGCAAGCAAAUCUGUUCAGGAUGCUUUGCUACUCAGAAGCAAAUCCUUUGUGCAAGGCACUAGUUUAGACAAAAUUAAAAAAUCACAUCAGGGUCGGGGUACGAUGUUUGAAUGUGAGACAUGUAGAAAUAGAUAUAGAAAAUUAGAAAACUUUGAAAAUCAUAAGAAGUUUUAUUGUUCUGAAUUACAUGGACCAAAGAGCAAAACAGCUGCUCGAGAAACUGAUCAUAGCAUAGCAUCAAACAAUUCCCAACCUCAAAUUUUUCAUUAUAGGGUUGCUAGUACAACUGGUACUUUGGAACAGCCACUACUCAUCCGAAAACGAAGAAAGAUGAAAAGUGUUGGAGAUGAUGAUGAACCCCAACAAAGUGAAUGUCGUUCUGUCCCUGAAAAUAUUGAAGCCCCGAGCUUAGCCAAUGUCAAGGCUUCAUCCACAAUUACUAUAUUAGGCUCACAGUCCUGUUCAGUGUCAGUCCAAAAUCAACAGUUACAGUUAGUAUCUCGGAGCACAGAACCCAGUACCGAUGUUAAAAUAUCUGCCACAGAAAAAAAGACAUUAGUUCUAAAGGAAAAUGUUGACCUGAAAUGUCAAGGAACAGGGAUUUCUGUAAUUCAGCACACAAAUUCAUUAAGCAGGCCCAGUUCAUUUGAAAAAUCUGAGUCUAUUGAGCGUGUUUCUCCUGUACCAUUAUGUGAAAUUCAUAAAAGUAAUGUAAAAAGCCCCUUCAAUGCAGUAGGUAUAAUUCAAGAAGACAGACCUACUGUGGCUUCUCAGAUCAAACCUAGUGGAUCAUUUCAAGUGACUAAAUCUGAUACCAGUGAAAGUCACCAUGGUGUGCUUACAGAAAGAACUGUCCCCUCCCAAUCACGCCUUGUACGUCAGCAUAACAUUCAGGUUCCAGAGAUCUUGGUUACAGAAGAACCAGAUAAAGAUCCAGAGACUCAAACUAAUGAUCAGGAACUGCAAGAAAAAUUUACUUGGCCACAACGAAGUGGAAGUCUUUCCAGUUUGCCAACAGAAAAGCUCCCUCCAAAAAAGAAACGGAUCAGGCUUGCUGAUCUGGAUAAUUCUUCUGCUGAAUCAAGCUUUGAAUCGACUAUUUCAAGAAGUUUAAGUCGUGAAAGCAGCUUAUCACGUACUUCAAGUUUUUCAGCUUCAUUUGAAAAAGAAGAAUCUUCAAAAUCUGAAAGUUUCUCAAAAACAGACAGUGUAAAUAAAUCAUCUGAAUUUCUUACAAUUCCAACUGGCUUAAAUGCAUUUGGUACUCCAAGGGAAAUGAGAAGAGCUGCCUCAGAGCAAAUAAACUGUACACAAGCAUCUAUGGAAGUUACAGACUACAGAAGUAAAUCAUUUGAUUGUGGAAGUAUGUCUCGAUCACGGUCUAUGUCUCCAAUAAACAAUUUAACUUCAAGAUCCUCUCUUGUAUGUAGCACGAGUAGUGGGCAUGUUCCCCUGUUAGAAAGGAGGAGGGGGCCACUUGUAAAACAGAUAUCUUUAAAUAUCUCAGAAACAAGUGUUUCUCCAGGUAAAUCCAAAAUUCUCUCAGAAAAUUCUACAUUAACUCAACAAAAUGUACACAAUAUAAACCGGAGUUUAACAGAAGUAAAUGUAUGCUCGAAAGAGAACAGUAGACACACACAUGUAGUUGACCAGCAGUUAGCUGAAAAGCCAAAGCUUGCAAAAGUUCAACUUUCUGAUAGCAAAGGCACAGUAAGCUCACCAAACACCUUAUUUAAUACCGACUUUCCAACUGGUAUGCAAAAUAAAUCAAAAGGGGACAAUAAAGAGAAAAAUAUAUCACUGCAUAAAAAAUAUGAAUGUAAGCUAAAUUUUGCUCCAAAAUAUCAGCUAGAAUGUCAGAAAACUCGGGAGAACCAAUUAUGUCCUACAAAACCUGUUACCAUAGUUUUGCCAAAUAGUCUUUCUGGAGACACUAGCAUUACUUCUCAGAAUUUAAAGGCUGCUGUUACAAAUGGUUUGUCUACAGUUUGUCCAACUGUUCAGAAGCAAAACAAAUUGUAUUGUAAUUAUCAGUCUAGUCAGUCAGUAGUUGUACCAGUCCAUAACUAUAGCAGUUCGUUAUAUUAUGGUUUUACUGCCGUGACAUCUCUUCCUGAGAUUUUAGUUACUCAAGAUCAAGGACAUCCCAUUGUUUGUAAAAUCAGUUCCACUCCUGUUGUAGAGGCUAUAGACCCAAUGCAUAUGCCAAAGUCUCAAGAAGAGCACAGCAGGUCUUUAACAGGCUCCGUGAAAAAUUUUGAAAAUUGUCUUCCGCGAUCUGUGCCACAGAAAGUGCCACCAGUUGGUCUUGCUCCUCAGCAAGAGACCUCAGUAUCAAGUAAGCGAAUGCUUUCCCCAGCAAACAGUCUGGACAUUGCAAUGGAAAAACAGCAAAAGCGUGUUAAAGAUGAAAGUGGGGCUGCAUGCAAUACAAAUAAUCAACAGGUGCAUUUGUUAAGUAUGAAGGCUGCUGAACCUGUUAAGCAAAGAAAGCCAAUGCUGGUUAGACAGUUCUGCACUACCGAUCCAGGUGAAAGCUUAGAUCAUGAUAUUUCCAAGGGAAGAUCUAGUCCUGAUAAUCAUUCUCCUGCAGCACAACUGACCACAUUUCAUUCAUCUACAAAAUCGGUCUCUGAUGGGAAAGAGGUAGAAGAACAAACUAAACUUUUAGACGCACAUCCAACUGUACGAAUGUCACCAGAGCCUUCUCCUGUAAACACACAGACAAGUACUCUAAAGUCUACAUAUAGUAGUCAAGAGAGGCGAUCACCUGUUACUUCUAAAGCAAUUCAUAUUCAAGGUCAAGUAAAACUCUCUGCUGCAAUUUCUGUUGUUAAUGCUGGUGAUAUGCACCGUCUGUCCUUUCCAAGUCUCAAGACCUCAACAAGUUUUACUUGGUGUUACCUUUUAAAGCGAAAGCCAAUACCCCUUCCUCAGAAUGACCAAAAGACUUCUGCCUAUGCUUCCUGGACUAUUAGCUCCAAUAAUCCUAAUCCACUGAGUUUACCCACCAAAGUGGCACUUUCACUGUUGAAUUCAAAACAAAAAGGCGAGAAGUUCAUCUUUACAUUGGUGAAGAACUCCCAUCAAAAACAUGACCUCCUGGUAUAUUCAAGCAAAUGGAAAAGUAACUCAAAAAAGUCCUCUCAUAACAAGGCUUGUAAUCUGCUGGAUGGCCAAAAAAGUAUUGAUACAAGUACUGAUCAAGAUAAGGAAUCUUUCCAAAAUCGAAGUGAGCCAAGGAGAGUGAAGAUUUUUGAUGGAGGGUAUAAGUCAAAUGAAGAAUAUGUUUAUGUGCGUGGCAGAGGAAGAGGAAAGUAUAUUUGUGAAGAGUGCGGGAUAAGAUGCAAAAAGCCAAGCAUGUUAAAGAAGCAUAUUCGUACGCACACAGAUGUUCGGCCAUACCACUGCAACUACUGUAACUUCUCCUUCAAAACAAAAGGCAAUUUAACAAAACACAUGAAAUCCAAAGCUCACAGCAAGAAAUGCAUGGAUAUGGGAAUAGCGGUUGGUCCAGUAGAUGAUCAGGAUACAGAUGAUUCUGGUGAAAGGCAAAGAUAUACUGGGGAAAGAUCAGGAUUUGAUGGUGAUGAUUCAGAUGGGGCAGAAGAUGAGGAUAAUGAUAAUGAGGAUGAAGAUGAGGACAGCCAAGCAGAGUCUGUCCUUUCUGCUACUCCCUCUGUAACAGCGAGCCCUCAACAUUACCCUUUCCGAAACAGCCAGCAAGAAGCUUCUAGCGCUGAUGAAGACAGUCGAGCGGCACAUUCUUUUUCUCAUACAAAUUCAAUGGAUAUUCUUCCUAAAGCUUUGAUCACCAAGAUGACUGCAUUGACUACAUUGACUAUUUGCAAGCCAGAGAGUCAUGGAGAGAAAGCAGAUAAAGUUCAGCAGAAUGCUAUUUUCUCCCAAAGUGAAGCAUCAUCUCCCAAAUCCCUUUGUAAUCAGAUGUCCAUUGAUUAUCCAGAUGCCGAAGAUGGACGUGAUGGCACAGUGGAGUCAAGAAACCUUUCCGCAUCUAAUGACUCUCUAUCUGUUAAUACACCAUCGUCACCAGUAGAUCAGAGCACGCAAACAAUGGAUUCAUCAGUAACUGACUCGAAUAUUCACCAACCAAUGCCGGCUGACAUGACUCCACAGCAAGCUCAAAUAUCUACAGCACCAACACAUCUAUUUAGUCAUUUGCCUUUACAUUCACAGCAGCCUGUAAGGUCACCUUACAGCAUGAUUCCAGUAGGAGGAAUUCAGCUUGUCCCAGCUGGAUUAACAGCAUACUCCACAUUUGUACCUUUUCCAGCUGGACAAGUGCAGCUGACAAUACCAGCCGUUGGGGUAAUUCACAGAACUGCAAGUAACCACAGUGACAAGCCAGCAGAAGUACCUAACACACCAAGUCCUAUAAGCGUAGCUGAGGUAAAUGGUGUUGUACCUUGUAUUCCAAUUGGUCAAGUGAAUGUGCCUAGUCUGGGUGCAUCAGGCUUACAACCUAUUCAGCCACUUAGCAUGGAAACUGUAAACAUUUUAGGUCUUUCAAACCCAACCAUUGCUCCACAAAUUCAUCCCUCAGGACUAACUCUGAAUGCAGUUGGCUUGCAAGUUUUAGCAACAAGCCCUGGUUCCCAGAGCAACCCUAGUCCACAAGCUCACAUUCCAGGCCUACAAAUUUUGAACAUAGCAUUGCCCACCUUAAUCCCAUCUAUUAGCCCAAUAUCUGUUGAUGGCCAAGGAGUUCCUGAUAGAUCUCCAUCAUGUAGCACCGCACCAUGCCACGGUCUAGCCAACAUUCCUGUGGCAGAUGCCAAAAAUUUGAAGCAGUCUGAAUCUCUGCAAGUUUCAUCAAGGAUGCAGGAAUCCCCAAAAGCAUCAGGUGAGGCUACAGUCAUUGAAGAAAGAGCUACAACUUGUGGUACAAGUACUGAAAGAGACAGUCCACUAAAGGAGGUUCUUAACAUCAGCUCCAGUCAGAUUAAAACCUCGGCCAAACCUGAUCUCUCUUUGAAGGUUCUUUCUCAACCUUCAUACAGGUCAUCUAUAGGUCACGCUCUUCCACCCCUUCGACAUCAGAAGAGAACUGAGCUUAUUUCAAGACACAGCACAGUUCAGUUCAGUGAUUCCAGCAGUGAUGAUGAUGAAGGCAGACUGGUUAUAGCAACCUAAAAACUAAUCAUUUUCAUCUUAGUUCCAGUAUUUUUUUACUUUUUAUGUGGAAAGGGUGGGAGUACAAUCAGAGACUUUAAGGUUUAUUUACAAACCUUCUUUAUCUUUAAAGCACAUUUUUCUUACUUGUUACUUGUGCAAUCAUGAACUCUUGACCAAUAAUUGUCGUUUUUUGUUUGUCUGCUCCUGCCAUUUUUGUAUAUGUUGUAUAGACAAUUGUGCCUUUCGGAAUUUUAUGUGUAGAAAUCUGUACAUAUUGGUGAAUAAAAUAUAAAUAUAUAUAAAUAUUAUAUAUGUACAUAACCAAGGUAGUUGCUUGUGUUUAGUAUGUAUGUUCAUAUCUCAUGUUGAGUAAAAUAAUUAAAUUAUUUAAUUAUAUAUGUAUAUGUUGCACUGUUAAAUGUACUUUUUUAUGGACGUGGGGCAACUUUGUGUACAGAUCUUGUAUGUACAACUCCAUAUUUAUUGUGUCCAUAUUAGUCUUGGAAAAUGGUUCUGUCUAUCUUUGUGUGUAAGACGGUAGCUUUACACUUAAUGACAGAAAUUCUGUGUUAACAAAUGUUCCAGUAAAUCUUUUAUUACUGACUUUACCUUUUGGUUCUACUGUGUGUUGUGAAGUUGAGAACAAAAAAAAAUCUAUUGAAUCACUAGGAUUUGAUCCUUUAUAAUAUUGUACAAAUGAGAUACAACUUCGCUUUCUUUGAUGGAAGAUUUCCAUGUCAGAAAAAGACAUACGGUAGUUUAAUCAAAUAAUUCAUACUGUUAUGUGCCUACUUUUUUAAUGGUGUGUUUGUUUUUAAACACCAUAUUUCAGUUUACAUAUAGAUAUAAUCUACAUUAAAACGUGAGUAACUUUGUAAACACAUCACAUGAUCUUGUAUUAAUCCGUGUUAACAGUCUUUUAAUACCCAUAGCUGCAUUCAGAGUUCUACUGGUUGUCAUUGGAUCUAAUCAUCAAGCUUUUCAUUAG
Hyla sarda is the source of this 9556-nucleotide messenger RNA. RefSeq names its product HIVEP zinc finger 1 (gene HIVEP1). Gene Ontology annotation, cellular component: nucleus. The transcript is spliced from 9 exons. The record is from RefSeq and is a predicted model, not a curated record. Gene Ontology annotation, molecular function: RNA polymerase II cis-regulatory region sequence-specific DNA binding; DNA-binding transcription factor activity, RNA polymerase II-specific. Gene Ontology annotation, biological process: regulation of transcription by RNA polymerase II. Bases 781 to 8586 code for a protein of 2601 amino acids. NCBI's taxonomy places the organism in Eukaryota, Metazoa, Chordata, Amphibia, Anura, Hylidae.